GGUGAGGCCGGACCUGCUGGACCCCGCGGAAAGCAAGGCAUUCAGGGCGAAAAGGGAAACCCGGGUCCACAGGGUCCAGAUGGACCUCAGGGCGCUCGAGGUCCACGCGGCAAAACUGGUGAACCCGGAUCUGACGGCGCUGAGGGUGCCCCAGGCAAAGACGCUGCGGACGGUCCUGAGGGUCCUCGCGGCCGCCAGGGUCCUGCCGGUGAGCGCGGUGAACCAGGCGUUCAAGGUCCCGAGGGUGUUGCUGGUACUCGGGGUGCAAAAGGCGAGAUCGGACCAAUGGGUCAGAUCGGUGAAGUCGGCGCUCCUGUAAGCAGUCCUUUUUAAUCUGAAAUUAGGUGUUUAACUAAUGCCUUACUCCACCUGGGCUCUAUUGCAUUGUCGGUGACCUUAUAAGCAUAUAUAUAUACAAUUUUGAUUUUAGGGUCUUCCUGGUCUCCCUGGUGACAAGGGUGCACCUGGUGCUAGAGGAUAUAAGGGCGAGCGUGGACGCCAGGGUAUGCGCGGUCCCUCUGGGAAGCACGGUGCCCCUGGACCUCGGGGCCCGUCAGGUGUGGCCGGACCAGCUGGUUUCCUGCGUAUCGUCGGAAGGUCAGUCGGAGCGGUCGGUAUUCCCGGUGAGCCAGGUGAGCCUGGUCCGGAUGGAGCUGAUGGCAAACCCGGCAUGCAGGGUGUGACAGGUCCGCCCGGCCCUGCAGGCCCAGCAGGAAACGCAGGAAAACGUGGUCCACAGGGCAAAAAAGGUGCUCCCGGAAAUCCCGGUCGUGAUGGUUUUCCCGGACCUGCUGGUGUUAUGGGAUCCCAAGGUCACGCUGGAGGUCCUGGUCCUGCUGGCAACCAGGGUGUCAGCGGCAAGCCUGGGAUUCGUGGUCCCAAUGGAUUAGACGGUCUGCCAGGACCCCGUGGCUUGACUGGCCUCAGUGGCAAGCCCGGACAAACAGGCAAAGCUGGCCCUGCCGGUGAAAAGGGCCAACCUGGCCCUGUUGGACCGCCUGGCCGCGUUGGUCAACCAGGCAAAGAGGGUGCUAUGGGUGAGGCCGGACCCGUUGGCGAGGCUGGACCAGAAGGCGAAAAGGGUGCAGCUGGCGGUAUUGGACGCGACGGCCCGGUCGGACCAAUGGUAAUCAGACCAGCAGUUUAUUAGUCCUUUGUUUUUUUCAGCUCGUUUUUUAAGGCGACAUUAACUUUACAUACCGUCUUUCCUGACUAGUAGAUACGACUGGCAUAUUAAGGUGGCACAUAUGCUUCAAAUAACAUUACGCUUUUCAGAAACUUUCCAUCCAAAUUACAGGGCAUGCGUGGCCAGGGCGGUGCCCCCGGAGCACAAGGUCCUCCCGGUCCUGAAGGUCCACCCGGCCCACAGGGUCCACAGGGUCCUACCGGUGAUCAGGGACCAAAGGGACCCGCAGGACCGCAAGGUCGUAAAGGCCCACCUGGUGAAGAGGGACCAGAAGGUGCCGUCGGAGCUGAUGGUGAAGCUGGACCCCCUGGUGAAGCAGGUGAACAAGGUGACACUGGUCUGCCCGGCUUCCGCGGACCGCGAGGUAAUCCAGGUGUCCCUGGGCCAAUCGGUGAGCAGGGACCACCAGGACAACAGGGACGGCAGGGAGCUGUUGGUGAUCGUGGACGUGCCGGUGCUCAAGGUGCCCCAGGAAAGCCGGGCGAACAGGGCGAGCCAGGUGACCCUGGACCAGACGGCAAGGACGGUGAACCUGGUCCUGUUGGUCGACCUGGACCUCAGGGUCAUCCAGGCUGGACUGGGCCUCCUGGCAUGCCUGGUGAGCAGGGUGAUGAUGGUCCUCGAGGCCCUCCUGGUGAGGCUGGUCAGCCCGGAAACCCUGGUCCAGCUGGCGAGGCCGGUCUUAUGGGUGAACGUGGUCCCCAAGGACCAAAAGGUCCACGGGGCGAUCCAGGACAACCCGGCCCACAGGGCCCAACUGGUCGGGAUGGUCCACGUGGUCCUCCCGGCCCCAUCGGUCCACCUGGACCGCCUGGUCCACCCGGUCCACCGGCCGUGAAAAUGCCCAUGAUGACCUCACCAACUAAGGGCAAUAUUUUCAUGUCUGAUGCUGCUGCAGUUGCCCAAAUCUUCGGCACUGAAACUGUGUCAGAACCUAAUGGAACUCGCAGUGUUCCCGCAUUAACUUGCAAGCAACUUGCUGAGGCGCAACCACACCUCCCAAGUGGUAAGUUCUCUGAGAAACCGGCCUACUUUCAAAGCUCUCUAGCUAUUUGAGCAGGCCGAUUCCCUUCACCUUGAAUUUAAACUAUACGCCGAAUUUUACAGGGGAGUACUGGAUCGAUCCAAAUGGUGGCUCGCCUGAAGACGCAAUCCUUGUUUACUGCGACAUGCGCACAAAGGAGACUUGUAUAAAAGGAAAGAAGACGGAUUACAAGGCGUCUGGAGGAAAUUUGCCUGGUUACACUUGGCUCGGGGAAGUUGACGACUUUGACCAGGUUCGUCUUUUAUUGCACACUUAUCACACUUUCUCUCCACGAGUUUGUGGUUAAAGCGUCUUGAAUACUUACGGGAAACAGACCAAAUAAAAAUGUUGGGCAUGGACGCAGUAUGCGAGCGUCAUAUGAGACUAUGCCUACAAAGCCAAAAGUAGUUAUGUAGGUUCGAGGAAGAUUCGACAAGCAUUACGGGACGCGUUGAGUAGGCCUCCGAAUAGAUGAAUUGUGAAUGCGCACGUUGGACGGGGGACGUAGAUCGAUCUGAAGAAAACUAUUUCCAGUCACCGCGGUAGACUGAUUUUUAUCUCGUGGCUGUUGAGUUUUAAGCGCGCGCUUCGUUGGGAAAAAACACUUUACUAAGCUCUAUGUGAAAGAAGACGGGAAUUGAACAAGGAAAGAGUAAUAUAAAUAGGAUAAGGAGAGAAAAGGGAUCUCGUCCGCUGUCCGCGGAAGUCAAACAAAAGUUCCAGGAAGGAACAACUUUGAUAAUGAUUCUAUUCACAACUUCCCAAGCCGAUAUAGCCAGGAUGCCGUACCUAGGGUAGAAACAUGGAAUCUUUGCGCAUGCGUUCGCCGGGCAUGCUCAUGUGCGUGUAUGAUGUUCAAGAGCAUUUUGAAAUGCGGUUAUCUGCUGAUCGCGUGUACGAAUAUUCCGGGAGGUUUAUUUUGUCCCUAGGGACUUUACAGCGUCUUCUUAGCAUGCUCCAGCUAAAUCCGCCGAUGUCUUGGGUAAUCUUAUCAAUAGAAAUGUUGUAGGGGAGUGGCGUUCAGUGAGCUGCUCUGCCUGCAAGACGGACUAUGAACGUCCGAUUCGUCGCACAACUACACGCAGUCAAUAAUCUAGAAAAUAUAUCUACAUAAUAGGCGUUUUUAAGGCAAGAACAGGUCCUAAGUGCUCCGACUCCUGAUUAAUCGUGUUCGCAAACCGGUAAUGGGAAUCAAUGCUUGGGGAAUAUAUAUCUUAAUGUAUCUUACCCUCAAAUCCCCCUGUGCAAGAUGAACUGUAUCAAAAAUGCCCGCAUGCUGCGUUCACGACUGCUUUAACUAUUUUGCUUCUUUCGGACUAUGAAAGAACAUGAGGAAAUGGUUUUUCACCGAUCCGACAGAAGGAAAGGAAAUGUUGGUUCCGAUUUGCUGUGAAAGUGCACUCUAGAGACCUGGAGACCGCAGCUUACUGACAAACCGCGUGGGUAGAAGAGAUACUGUAGAGAGUACGAUAAGGCUGAAUGAUUAUUUCUGAUUUAUUAACCGCGAUCGGCCAUUCGUACUUAAACUCCAAGUCCAAAUAGUAUUCGCUCCGGAUCCAAAUUGGUUGAUUAAGUGAUAUUAAGUUAAACGCUCUACCACUGGUCCAAGGGCCCACCAUGAAGAAAUCUCUGGCUGACGAAGGCCGAUAAAACAGAAUGGUUCCUCCAGUUUUCCUCGUUCCUGUCGAAAUUUAUCCCAUAUGAGAGGGCACCCAACUGAGCAAUACAAGUGAUCGUACUCUGCAGUGCGCAGAAUUCGUAGUGCUGUUCCUCUGAGGUCCACAGUGUUAUUUAUGCAAAACAGAAGGUAGUUGUAAACAGGACGUGUACUGAGUACGAGCCACAGCACAGGUGGGAAACCUUGUAAAAACGGCUAGUAUAUGGCAGAGGGAAAGGUCAUAGGCUGAAGGGUUGUCAAUCAGCACCAAGGUUGUCUGGACGAGGGUACACGACCUUGGGUGCGCAUGUGGCGGGAUGCCUACACAGUCCGGUCAGCGCACUCUGCAUUGCAGCACUUAUUUCACAAAGACAAGUGAUUUGCGAAAGCAGUUUGUUUUAUCAUCUUUACGCCUGAGCAGCUACGCCGUCCCGUGGGGAACGGCAGACGGUCAGAUACCGGACAACUCUCUUUAUAAAACUACCUUUAUGUAACUUUACAAAAUGCAACAAUCUUCUUUGCAGUUCGCUUACGAAGUUGAGGGCACACAGCUGGCCAUGUUGAAACUGCGCAGUCCCGUGGGCAGGCAAACUCUCAGUGUGCCCUGCGACGAGGCAUCGGCGGAGUCCAUCGAAAUGCUGAAACUGCAUGCUGACAACGAGGUCGAAUUGAGCGCGGCUGAUGUUCAUGCCAAAUUCACCGUUGUUCGUAACAACUGCAAGGUACGUGCAAAACCCACCAACCCACAACUACCAGGGCCAAGAGCUAGAGACUGGUUUGUCUUGCUGCUGUUGAAGGUAGUGGCUGUACCUAAGGGAGCUACGCUCGUCAAGUUAAGCAUCGAUUAGCAAGAUACCGCCGAAUUCACCAGCAGGAAGGGUCUAUUGUGACCGCCCACCAGAUUUCCUUUUAUUCGCAAGGCGCGCCUACCGAAAAAAUCUGAGUAGGCGCGUGUUGUAAAUAAAGUUUCAUUUGGCGGGUGGCCAUACAGGUUGGCCUUUUCCACGCGCUUUGUGAUGCCUAGUGUCCCACCCAUACAAUCCCCAUACCAAUGGUUUGGCAAUAGUAGGUUGUAUAGCCCCACCUCACAAAAACUAACCCUAGUCCCGUGCAAUGCUGGAGUAGUGGUAAUGAGGGUUUCCGGGUGUGGCAUCACCGUGGAGGGGAAACGAAACGAAUACAAUAAAGCAUAAAAAUAAGUCGAUUUCCGUUGAGAUUCGUUCUCUAUGCUUGUAUAUAACAACGGGGUUGAGCGCGUUACUUGAAAAACAAAUAAAAAGUGACUCCUAAUAAACGAGAGUAUAUGAAUAAACCGUCACUCGCAAAUCUGAAGUAGGUAAAGAACCAAUAGAACGAACAACCAAAAGGAAAGAGGAACAGUAGAUGCCAAAUAGUGCAAGUACGAAAAUUUGCUGCAAGGUAACGUGACACAUAUCAAUGUCAAAAGAGCUAUGAGAAUACACCCUACUGAACGAGAACAAAGUCAACUUAAGUACGAUCGCAUGUUUCUAUCUGCACAGUAAGGAGACUUAGUAAUGAAGGCAAUUUAACGACAAUUUGCAAGUAAUUUUUUCUACAUAAACUCGACUAAAUGUAACUCUCUUAUUAUUGUUUAUGCGAGGGAUUAUGCGCAAGUGUUCUUAAAGAAAUAAAUUAUUCAGGCAUAUGAGUUCGACAACAGAAACUGUUCGGAGAUAUCGAGGAAGCCGAGCGUUUGUGUUCAAACCGAGGCAGAGUAAACCAACAUGCAGCUGGCGAUUCUUACAGCACGCGUUGUAUGGUGAGAACUGACAUGGCACAAAAAGGUCUGACUACUUUUUUGAAAGAAAUAAGUCAGUCACGGCGUACGGAAUCGAGAACGAAAGACAAUGCGAGUAUAUUGGGUUAAGUAGGGAAUCAAGGUAGGAUAAAAGGGAUUGCAGAGGGAGGAACCGAAAGCAGCAUGUUAGAUAAUUUACCGUUAAAAAGGUUAUAUUGAAGCAACUCGGUACAUACACUUUCAUCAAAGUGGUAGAUAACACCCAAAGGGAUACUUCCUGUAGUUAUGGAUUAAUAAACUAGGCAAGACCAGCUAAAACAAAUACAGUAGUUACUUAUACAUACUAAACCCAGCGGAGUUAUACAACCUAUGCUUAGCAUAGGUCUGUAGUAGCAAAUCCAAGUGUUGUCCAAUCGGUGUGUGUGUUGCAUUGCCCAGGAGGCAGUGUAUCUAAUUGCGUGCGCGACAAUGGCCGAGAAGAGUGGACGAAUUCAAGCGAGAGCACGGACGGCCACGACUGUCGGGAAGCACAUGUGUCCGAUCUGAAGUCGGUCGGGUGGUCGCAGGUCACGCGCCUGGGAGUAAGUGAGGUCGCUUUGCAGUAGGAGCCUUUGAAAUAGAAUUAAAUGACCUCGGGAUGUUCGAGGCCGAGGCAAAUAAGGUGAGCGGUCAAAUAAGACCCCCAGGUAGUUGAGUAGGGUCGUUACACUCAACGCUGCAAAACCAUCUUUUACUUUCGGUAGGGUUGACUUAUAUGGCUCCCUAAACAGAAUAUGAGAACAGGAACCGCCUGCGAUGCGGGUGGCUAUAAGCCAUCUCACAGUGAAAUCAGGGCUAGGGUUAGGUUACGGAUUAGAUUUAAAGCUAUAUUUAGAGUUAGCGGCAAGUCAGACUCAAGCUUAGGGUUAAGGUGCGGGCUAGUGUCAGAGUUAAGGUUAGGAUCCAGAUUAGGGCGACGGUUUAGUUGUAUAUCAGGAUUAUUGUUGGGGCUAGGACGCGGGAAUAUUCUGCCUUUUCCAGAAUUAUGUGCAGGUCCACCUUUACUACUUGGACGGGGCUCACCUAUUCCCAUGCCCUGUUUAGGGGCCACAUAAGUUAUUCCUAGCCUACUUUCUUCUUCGUAAUAUUCUGUUAGAUUGGGGAAACUUCUAGCUGGUUUGAUUAUAAGCUAUCUCUCAGCCAGCCGAGGACAUUGAAUGUCGAAUUAACAUUCGUUUCUAGGCAGCUGUUAAACUGGUCAAAAAUUUUUGCCACCCCCCCCCCCUCCCCCACCGGAAUCCCCAUCAAACAAGAAAAGUAUAUCUGAAAUGUAAUCGGGAUGGAGAAACUAGAGAAGUAACCUCUUUAUACGUCCUUUUGUAGAAUGAAGCUAAGGAGGCGCAGAUUGACGUCAGCGGCGUCGCAAUGCGCCUACCUAUCCGUGAUGUCGCCUUCGUUGAUGCUGGCGCAAGCAUUGGCGUCAAACUGGGACAGGCCUGUUUUCAGUAAGCACCCCAAAGGAGUGCAUGGACUCAGGAGCCUGAAAGCAACACAAAUCUAACCAACCCCCCUAUGAACAUAAGGACAGCUGGAAUUUUUACAUAACUACCCCUUAUUCCCGCCCCCUACUUCCCUCCCACACCCGGAGAAUUCUAGACCCUUUUUGUUUUUGUGCCCCCUUUCUUGCACAAGUCUCUGUCUUUUUCCUCCUCUCACCCUCACACCGACUAUCGUGAGCGAAUCCGCUUGCCUCUCGUGAGGUUGGUGAUCUAUUUUCCAGACACAAACGGAGGUUGGAUGUGCCGACUGAUGCGAUCCCACUCUGACCGAAGCAUUAAUAAAGAGGUCGUGAUGAUGAUAGAUUCCAUGCUUUUUUCCACUCUUUGGAUUUUGCUGGGCUCCAGGUCUCUUUAGCUAGUUCUGCUUUAGAUAUACAAAUUUUAAAAGAUGAGUUGAUAAAAAGUAGCGUGAUGUUAAAAAGGAACUAGGGCCGAUUUUCUGAGUGAUGAAAACCUUGUCGACGUCCAGUCGGCACCACCACCACCACCAGCACCACCACCACCACCACCACCACCACCAACACCACCACCACCAUCGUCAUCGUCGUCGUCGUCGUCGUUCGUAAGGACAAUCGUUGAGCGCCCCGCUACCGUUACAUAUAUAUAGCAGCGAAGAGGGACGAUAGAGAAUGCGGGUAGAUUGAUGCAGUACUGUUUCGGGCUUAUUCUGCCUUCAUUCAGCCAAUCAUAACCCUGACCAGCAGCUGGGACCAUAAACACAAACAUGCGCACAGACGCACCUGGCAAAGGUGGUCCACCACUGGGGUCUACCAGAUGGGUCAUAAGCACUUCCUCGAACCGAAGUUCAUCAGUGCCUCGCCACCUGUCACUCUGUGUCCCUACAGAUGGGGUAUUUAUUCAAUCAGGAGUGGGCGCACACCGAUCUUUGGCUUCACGAAGCAAACAAGCUCCGUAUGGGUGGCAAAAGUCACGAACAGGCAACCAAUUACCACGCUGAAGUCAGUCAAGUCAUAAUAACAGCGUGGAGAGACGCCAGUGAAUGCGGGUUGAUUGAUAAAGUACUGUUUCGGGCUAAUUCUGUCUUCAUUCAGCCAAGCAUAACCCUGACCAGCUGGUCCUAUUUCGGAAGAUCUGCGAUCUAACUCCAAUUUUGGUGAGACACCAUACCGAAUGUCCUGUCAGUUGAGUUAAGGCGGUAUAGGCAAUUUCCGAAUGACCUCAAGUGUCUCCAAUCGCAGAUGACAGAGGGGAACCGUGACUCGAAUGGUAGAACAUUGAACACCUGGGACCGGCUUAAACUCUCGGAUGUUCUGGGCCUUGGACAGGAGAUGACUGACGAUCCUAAAUAAAACAGAGGCGGCUACUCCGGACGGUUGUUCUUUGUAUGCAAAACUUGAUGUUAAAUAUCGUGUAACAGAUAAUGCGGCAGCGACAUGUCUAUUCUCGCUGUUCGUCAUUAAUCCUGCUGUCAUAUCUACACUUACUUCCCUUGUUUAAGAAUCCUUCGCUUUCUCAAGUCUCCGGUUUGCAACCGACCCAUUUACACUUUUGGAAAUCAAGCACAACUCUCGGUUUUGACAGACAGAUGGGUCAUAGAAAUAGAGGGGGAGCAGUACUUCAUAUUGACAACUUUUAUCUACUAGGGAUUGUGUAACUGUGAAUUUUUUGUCCUCUUGUCAGACAGCAUUUCAGCGUCAUAGACAAGUGAGAAUAAGAUGGUUAUUUAGGUUAUAGCAACCAUACUCAAACGGCUACAAGCAGAUUAGUAAGCCCUCCUCCUGACGUAAUUUUCCCGAGGUUUUGGUCACAAACUCCGCUAAUCGAAAACUUCUACUGAUGAAUACAACGAAGGUUAGAAUACACCCUUGUGGCUCAUGUGCUCUCGUCAGACUGUUGUGCAGCAGGCCCGAGUUCAAAGCUAAACGGAAGAUUCGUACUCCGUCCUGCAAGCAGAUCAGAUCACUGAAUGUCACUCCGCCGAGGAUGCGCUAAGUCGGACCCUGGCUUCCCAGAUAAUAGCAUUAAGUAAGAAUUUUUUUAGCCUCCGCAAAAACAAACCCUAAGCCGAGGUCAUGCAGGCAAUCGAGGGCAUAUAACGAGAUCUAUAUCAACGGCACUCUCGAACCGGGCAACCAGAGUCUACCAAAUGAAAACAAACAGGCGGUUGGACACGGAAAUAUUGGUCAUUUUACCACCUAAAGUCAUCUUGUCCUCUUAAAAAUAUUAGCUUAAAUUGUAUUUCUUUUGUCUAUUUCAAUUCAUUACUUGGAGGUAUAACAUGUAUUCGUAUUUCGAUACCUCAAUAAUUUGCCCUAAUAUUACUAUCCAGGUUUGUACUUGGCCUACAAUCCACCUGAUGCGCUUUCAGUGCCCUUUAAGUUAACCAGUUUUCCUGUAGCACGACCAUGAAAUUGGUCUCAAAACGGCUUCGUUCAUAAUCGAUUCUAGAACUGAUCUGUCCUCAAAUUACUCGUUGUUUUCGAAGGUCGAGGAUUGGCGCAUUGUCGCGGGUUUAAAAACCAUGGAAACCCCUUUUCUAUUGGUGUGAGUUUCGGUCUCACCAACUGACUUCAUCACUGCCUUUGUUCUUCACUAUGCGGCGUUGACAGUUGAGUCUGCUCUGGCGUGGUCGUUCUGCUUGGCCUUUAUCGAGUUGGUCUUAGUGUGGGAUCGCAUUAUUGAUCAGUUAGGCCCGCUAAACCCAUUCCACCUUCCCCUUUUCCCUCAACUUCAAAAAGUCGUACCCAGUGGGUGACAUGCAAUCCCGUAGGCGCCCAAGGAUAACUCGAAUGGCUUUCCCACUAAACUAAGCCGUGAUUCACAGUCGAGUUCGGACGCCGUCUGGGGUGUCUAAACAGCCCUAUUUAGGAAAAUCGCUGCUUACCCACUCGCGGAAAGGGGCUAGAAGAGGCGUCCUAUACAAAUGCUUGGAUCACGCCAUCUGAACGCUGGAUGUGGAUCUCAGAUUGAAAUUUCACGGUCGAAACAGAACAACGAACAUCAACAACAACCCUCGCGCCUACCCCCUUCGCUCCAACUCACAAGCUGCUGGAGUAACUCUGCUCACUCACGCGACCUAGAAUAUUCGCUCCCUUUAAGACAGUCCGCGGAGUAACCGCCUAGGAAGGAGGGUGCUAGUUGCUUGAGGACUGGCGUGCUACAAAGUGGACAUCGCUGUUCUCAAUGCAAUCCGAUUCUCCAAACAGUAUCAUUGGAGGUGGGUGGUAGCUACACCAUCUUCCGGGCGGCAGCUCAAAUGCAGAGCGAAGAUACGCUGGCGUCGCCUUUUUCAUGCGGAAGUACAUCGCAAAACGAUUGCCCUGUCUGCCGCAGGGCGUCGACGUCCGUCUCAUUACCCUGCGCCUGACUCUUCGGGGAUCCCAACUUUCCAUCAUUAUUAGCGCCUAUGCCCCCAAUGGUCAGUGUCGAUGAGGCGAAAAACAAAUUCUACACGCCCUCAUGACGACUGUACGGAAGGCGGAAAAGCCGAUUGCCCUUGGCAACUUAAAUGAUUGCAUCGGGAUUAAGUCAAGCUGCCUGAGAGAGAGAGAGAGUGCAUGGUCGCCGUGCGCUCAACGCUAAAACGACAACGGCCUUCUGCUUCUGCGAACCUGUGUAAGAAACUGUCUCCUCCUACCCAACACCUUCUGUCUGCCGACACGGCUUAGGGGAGUCUGGGUGCACCCUCAUUCGCGGCCCUGGCAACUUCUGGACAGGACGUGCUGGUAACCAAGGCGACCUGUGACACCGACGGCUGGGCAGGCCACCGCCACGUUAUCUCCAUAAUGAGGCUGCGACUCCAACCUCGCAGGUGCCCAUAAGGUAAUCAACCACUAGGUAAGUAAAUACUGCUAAAAAUCUGCCAAAACACCAACUAAUCAUGUGGGUCUGGUAGUCAUCUAGUGGAUUCUAUACUUAUUACUUAGGAAAUCCCGCUUGGACUUUCUGUUUACUUGAUGAGAUUUGGUUGGUUCCACACGAUUCAGUAGGCUGGGUGGAUAACUUGAUCCAAAUGUUAUUAAAUUCACGGCUCCCAGUGGGUUCUCGUAGCUCAGGUGGCUAGGGCAUUGGGUGUGCUAAAGCCGCCUUCUUGCUGUGGUUGGUUCGAAUCCCACCAAGGUCGCCGAGAUGUUCGCACUUGGACCAAAAUACAUUAUUCAAAAUCUGCCAAAGCACCUACUAGAUACUGUUCUGUUGAAUUUGUCUGCUCACCGCCUUGAUUUCAGCAGGUAUUUGGUCCCGCGCAUGGGAGACCUGCAGACUCCGGGUGAGGACACAACCAUGGAGACACAGUGUUGUCAACCGCGGAACACACUCCACUCCACCACCCUGUACAACCUCGGUGGCACAAAUCGUCAACACCAGGACUGGUUUGACGGCAGCGUCGCUGAAGUCAGCAAAAAGGCCUACAUCAGUUGCCGUACCGGCGCAAACAAAGUGGCCACCUUCAGAUUUCGCUGUCUCAUGCAGCAACGGCUGCGGGAAAUGAAAGAUGCGUGGAUGAACUGUAAGGCCGAGGAAAUACAAGGAUAUGCGGACCGCAUUGAAGCAAAGAAUUUCUUCGCAUUUAUCAAGACAGUCUACAGCCUAACAGACAAAUGAACCGGUCUGCUGCUCAAGUUCGACGGGCUAAGACUUAUUACUGAGAAAUUGUAAAAUCUGAAGCGUUGGGGCGGGAAUUUCCCAACCGGCCUCUACCGCCCAUCCAUAAUCACCGAUGUCGCUGUCGACCGGCUUCCCAGGUGUAAACGAACAACAACCUGGCCCAUUCGCCUUCCCUCCCAUAUCGUGACGAGCGCCCUGGGGCCAGCAUCGUCUACAGGUGCAACGACCAGCUCCCCAACACUUGACUAGUGCAAGCAACCACGCGGACUUCAAUAGCCACUGUUUACGAACUCCUUUUCACGUACGACUGUGCACUCACUGCCACGACGGAAGCAGCCAUGCAGAGAAGCAUGGACCUUUACAUCUCCGGCUGACCAUUAUGACGGAAAAAAAACACCAGAGAAGGAAAUCACUACGCCUAGUAUCGACGUGAAUGGAACUCGACUCACAUCUAUGUGCAAGUUCUGCUACCUUGGGAGCACCAAGAUAGACAACGAAGUGGCCCACCGGAUGCCCAAAGUUAGCUAGGCCUUCAGCAGGUUGCAGGUCGCCGUCUGUAACUGCCACAGAGUUCGAAUCAACAGGUAGUUCAGAAUGUAAGGAGUGGUAGCUCUGACAACGCAACUAUACGGACGUAGACAUGGACCGUCUACGCCAGUCCAGCCAGGAAACAUAGUCACUUACACCUCACCUUUCGCCGGAGAAUACUAAACCUGGGGUGGAAGAACAGGAUACCAGUUGCAUAAAUCUUGGAACAGAUCGUAUUUCUUACCAUUCUCAUCUUGCUGAGGCAACUAUAACUGUGCUGGGGCUGCAACCCCGUGAGGAUAGACGACGAACGAUAACCCAACGACUCUUCUGUGGAGACGUCGCUACGGGCGCUGGCCGACAAGGUCGGCAAACCGGACGCUACAAAUACACCAUGAAGAACUAUCUCGAGCCCUUUCAAAUAAAACCGGAGACAUGGAAUGGGGGAACCUCGCCGAGGACUAACCAGCUAGGAGAUGAUCAAUUAUGACUGGCGCAGCACUCCAGGAAGAAACCCGGAUCGCUGCUGUCAAAGCCUAAAGAACGCUUUGCAAGUCACGAGGUCCGCGGACUCUUAAGCCAAACACCGCACCAUUUCCAAACUGCCCACACUGUCAACGAACGUUCGACGCAUCGAUCGGUCUCGUCACACAUCUCCAUACUCGAUGCAAUAGCCACGCUCCAAAUCCACCCUCAGCCUCCUCACACGCCGCCAUCGUCAUUACUCCCAUAACCUCCACGACUGCGACCAUUAUCACCACCGGUGCGCGCUCUCCCGCUGCCCUGCCACACAGUACCCCCAUUAUCCCUGCCACAACCCCCGCAACGAUGACUACCACCCCUCCUACUUCCACCGGCAGUGAGAACACUCCAGAAGUCACGUCAACCAUCACCCUCAUCACCGUCGCCACCACCAGCAACGUGGGCUUGAUCCCAACAUUCUUCGCUGAGGCUUCACCUUCCCAUCGCGCAUUAGUCCAGUCGGUCACUUGUGAAUCCAUCGCACCGAGACCGGCGGACCAGUACCAGGAGCCCCGACAUACAUCUGCCUUAACUGUCCUCACCAUCCGUGGACAUUCGGUCAUCAUGUGUACCUACUCAGCCAGAUGCGCAUCCAAAACAUCGAAAUUCGCCUCAGUGUCAACAUGCCAAGCCCACCUUACACAUCCGACAACUAUCCCAUCUCCAGCAUCACCACGCUCCCCUCCAUCAGCAUUUCUACCACUAGCAACAUCAUCAUCACAACCGACACGGACGCUAGCAAACUGUCCCGCCCGUAUUGCCACCGCAUAUGCACAUCGACCUAUUCGGCCACUUGCGAAUCCAUCAAAUACAGACUAG
Messenger RNA from Spirometra erinaceieuropaei, 13599 nucleotides. The record is from the annotation of a GenBank genome assembly. Lineage: Eukaryota; Metazoa; Platyhelminthes; Cestoda; Diphyllobothriidea; Diphyllobothriidae.